Tricharina praecox is the source of this 1494-nucleotide messenger RNA. RefSeq lists its product as uncharacterized. The transcript is spliced from 9 exons. Gene Ontology annotation, cellular component: nucleus. Gene Ontology annotation, molecular function: RNA binding. The record is from RefSeq and is a predicted model, not a curated record. Bases 1 to 1494 code for a protein of 497 amino acids. NCBI's taxonomy places the organism in Eukaryota, Fungi, Ascomycota, Pezizomycetes, Pezizales, Pyronemataceae.
AUGACGGACGGCUCUCCCGACCGCCGGAAGCGCAGUAAAUGGGACGAUGCACCCAGGGACCCACGACUCGACCGUGAUCGAGACCAACAUUCUCACCGUGGAGGAGGAGAGGAUGGUGGCGAUCGCGAACGUUCUUCUGGCCGCUCGCGCUGGGACGAUCGCCGCGGUGAAACUGGACAUGGACAUCGUGAACGUGAACGUGAGCGUGACCACCCACGCGAAGACCGCCGCUCUCGCUCACCGGCAAGCUCCUCGCGUCGCCGUAGCAAGAGUCCUACCACCGUCACUGCUCGCUCGAUCAAUGCGCAGAUCCAGGCGAAGCGUGGUGUUCAACACGUCGAUGUUCCCCCCAUUCGUUCGAGCAUCGGCAAGUCAUCGAGUCCCCCGGCUACCAACACGUUCAGCAGUGAGAUGUACAUCGCGGAUGGCGACUACAUCAAGGACAUCGAAGUCAAUGAUCUUAGGAACCGGUAUACGCUGACCAAGGGUGCUACUCAGAAAAUGAUCAAAGAAGAAACUGGCGCGGAUGUGACGACCCGAGGAGCCUACUAUCCUGACAAGUCUAUGGCGACGCCUGCGAAUCCCCCGCUUUACCUACAUAUCACCAGCACCACGAAGGAGGGUCUCGAAAAGGCAGUCGCGAAGAUUGAGGACCUCAUGAAACAAGAGCUUCCCAACCUUGUGGAUGAGCGUCGCUUCCGGAGACGGGAGCCACCAGAGCCGGUGGAGCGAGAUGAAUACGGCAGGCGCAAGUGGCCCGAGGAGAGGAUACCAGUUGGUUUGGAGCCUAUCCCCGGAUUCAACCUACGCGCGUCUGUUGUGGGCCACGGUGGUCAGUACGUCAAGCACAUCCAGCAGGAGACUCGCUGUCGUGUUCAGAUCAAAGGCCGUGGUUCCGGGUUCAGAGAGCACGGUACUGAGGAGAGCGAUGACCCGUUGUACCUUCACGUAACCGGUCCUGAUCCCGGCGAGGUUCAACGCGCCAAGGAGCUUUGUGAGGAUCUAGUAGGUUCGGUUCGGCUGCAGUAUGAGGAGCACAAGUCUCAGCCGCAGCCAACGCGCUUCCCCGGCUACGGUGCUGGUGGUGGUGGCGGCGGCGGCGGCGGCGGCUCGGGUUACGUCCCCAACCAGCAACAACAGCAGCCAACCGGUGGAUCACCCCCGCCCCCUCCCCCGCCUCCAACCGGACCGUCUUCUGCGGCGCCCCCUCCCCCUCCGCCUUCUGCCUCUCCCACAGGAGUCGACCCUGCUGCCGCCGCGGCCGCAUACAAUCCUUACGCUGCGUACUAUGCCAAUGCUGGUGGAGUGGAUCCGUAUGCUGCGUACGGUGGAUACGCCGCAUACAUGCAGUACUGUGAGUGUUCUUCACAUACCAAGCAUACUACGCGCAAGCCCAGCAGCCCGGCCCGCCCGGCGCCGCCCCAGGCACCGCUGCCGGACCUCCCGGAACCCAGUAUGGCAUCAGCCGGCCACCCGGAAUGUGAGUAUCAUUAG